AUGAAGUUCUCAUCCACCCUCUCCGCGGCUCUCGCUGCCUCUCCUGCUCUCGCGGCUCCCACCGCCGAGGCCGCCUCCUCCGCCAAAGUUGUCUACGCCAACUCGGGCCACAUCUACCUGGCCUCGUACGACGGCACCAAGUUCACAACCACCGCCAACACGUCCUUCCGCAACACCGACCCCUCGUGGCUGGCCUACGUCGCCCCCAGCUCCCUCUACGCCGUCAACGACAUCGCCUCCAACACCUUCCUCUACAACAUCGACGUCAACGGCAACACCGUCAAGUCCGUCACCAACAAGCAGGGCUCCGGCGGUGUCGUCCACCUCGAGGUCAACAAGGCCAACACUCGCAUGCUGGGUGCCGGCUACGGCUCCGGCAAGAUCGACGUCUGGAACAUCGAGAACGGCGGCCUGACCCUCAUCAAGUCCAUUCAGUCCCCCGGCCCUGUCGGCCCCAACCCGAACCAGGAUGCUCCUCACCCUCACCAGACCGUCAACGACCCCACGGGCCGCUUCUUUGUGGCCAACGACCUUGGCACCGAUUCCAUCCUCGUCAUUGACUCUCAGAACGACGCCUUCAACAUUGUCAACAAGUUUUCCGUUGUGCCCGCCGGCUCCGGUCCGCGUCACGGCGUCUUCUUCCCCUUUGGUGCCGCCCAGGCAACGCACUACUUCUUGCUCUGCGAGCUGGGCAACGUUCUCAUCGCCUACAAAGUCACCUACACCAACGAUGGCAAGGGCAUGGCCUUCGAGACCACCCAGGUCCUCGACACCUUUGGCCCCAACUCCGUGGCGCCCGCCGGUGCCGGUGCCGGCGAGCUUGUGCUCUCCCCCGAUAACAAGGACCUGUACCUGUCGAACCGCCUGACCGGCCAAGCCACGGAUAACAUUGCUCACGUCAAGAUUAUCGACAAUGGUGCCGGCAACCUGAGGCUCCUUUGGAUCAACUCGGUCUCUUCGGGAGGCGGUCGACCCAGAAUGUUCAGCAUCAGCAACGACGGCAGCUCGCUGUUCGUCACGAACCAAGAUGGCCCCCUUAGUGUGACUGCCAUCUCUCGCAACGCAGACGACGGCUCCCUCGACGCCAACUUCCACGGCACAAUCAGCUCCGGUUCAUUUGGCAGCGAAGGUCCUCAGUACAUUAAGCAGAUCCAGUAA
Messenger RNA from Trichoderma aggressivum f. europaeum, 1158 nucleotides. RefSeq lists its product as uncharacterized. Gene Ontology annotation, molecular function: 6-phosphogluconolactonase activity; protein binding. NCBI's taxonomy places the organism in Eukaryota, Fungi, Ascomycota, Sordariomycetes, Hypocreales, Hypocreaceae. The transcript has a single exon. Bases 1 to 1158 code for a protein of 385 amino acids. The record is from RefSeq and is a predicted model, not a curated record.